GGAUCUCGCUUGCAACGCGCGAAACUUCUUUGCGCUUCAAUAAUACUGUGUCAGGAAAGCCACGGUGAUCACUUCUAAGCUUUUAUUUCACUUCUUUUCCCCCGAGGAAACGCUGCGCCUAAAGGGGCAUGGAUUUCACCCAAGCACCUCUCAACAUGGAUGGAAGUGAUUAUCAACAGUCGAAGUCAGCUAAUCAGUUGCACAGACAAACACCGUGAUGUCUGCAAUAACAGGACCUCUGCGGGUGUGGUCGUUCAUCAAGAUCGCGGCCCCGUAUAGCUCCAAGACUCCCAGGUUGCAUCCAAUUCACACCCCAUUGCAUUUCACCUGUCGAUAAAACUUGUGCACAAUGCCUGCUGCCAGUGCCACCACAUCCUCCUUCUACCUCCCCGAUAUCAACAUCGCCCCUUGGCUCGAAGACCCUGGCAGCCCAUCUGGCCAACAUGUCGUCAAUGAAGUUCGCAGAGCCUGCACAUCAACUGGCUUCUUCCAACUGACUGGCCACGGCUUCCCCCCUGCCGUUAUAAAGGAUAUCUUCGCCGCGGCGGCCAAGUUCUUCGCCCUUCCAAAAGAAAUCAAACAAGACCUCAACUUCACCAAAAACGCCGGUUUCCGCGGAUAUGAGCUAGUUGGUGCCCAAGUCUACGAGACCGACGUCCUGCCCGAUCUCAAAGAGGGCUUCCUCGCAGGCAUCGACUUGCCGCGUGACGAUGUGCGUGUGCAGAACAAGCGCUUCUUCGCGGGACAGAACGUCUGGCCAUCGCCCGACGUGCUCCCUUACUCGGAGUUUCGCACACCAGUAGAGACUUACUACAAGAGCAUCAUGCAGCUGUGCUGGACGGUCAUGGACCUCAUCGCCUCGACGCUGCCCUACGGACCCAACGUCUUCGACGAGUGGAAGGCUCAUGAGCCAGCGUGCCCCCUGCGGCUCCUGCACUACCCACCCACCCCGAAGCAUGUCGCUGGCAAGACCAGGCAACUCGGCAGCAGCGCACACACGGACUUUGGCGGUGUCACGCUGCUCCUACAGGACUCGCACGACGGCUUGGAAAUCCUCGACCGGGAAACGCGUUCUUGGGUACCUGUGCCGCCGAAGCCUGGUGCUUUCGUGAUCAACGUAGCUGAUAUGAUGACAAUGAUUACCGGUGGGGAGUACAAGAGCAGUAUGCACCGGGUCAUCAACCAGAAUGAGACAGAUCGGUAUAGUGUUGUAUUCUUCAUGGAUGGCAAUGUGGAUUACAAGUUGAGAAGGUUGGAUAAGAUUGGUCAGCCAGUAGGCGAGGAUGAGGAACUUAUAACCGUGGAGGAGUACAUGCUUGGGAAGAGGAACACGACUUAUGUCAAGUAGGAUUGCCCCAUGCUCAAAGCACGAUUUAAUUAUGUACCUUGUCGACUUGAACUGAGGAUCAGAAUUUCUCUUUGAGUUAUUUGCUGCCC
Hyaloscypha bicolor E is the source of this 1437-nucleotide messenger RNA. Its product is annotated as Clavaminate synthase-like protein. The coding region runs from base 350 to 1348 and encodes 332 amino acids. Lineage: Eukaryota; Fungi; Ascomycota; Leotiomycetes; Helotiales; Hyaloscyphaceae. Gene Ontology annotation, molecular function: dioxygenase activity. The record is from RefSeq and is a predicted model, not a curated record. The transcript has a single exon.